AUGGGACCGCACGGGCUGGGGACGGCGCUGAGGGUGUCUGUGCUACCCACAGGGCCCCCGGGGGACCUCCUGAAGGUGGCGGGGCAGCUGAGACUGCCGCCCGUGGACCCGCCGCCUGCCCAGGCAGUGGUCUUGCUGGUGCAGUACGCGGCAGGGCUGGGCGUCACCCUGACCUUCCGCCAGGACCCACCGGCAGGUCCUGGCUCCCCCUUCUCUGUGUGUGCAGAACUGGAUGGGGUGGUGUGCCCCGCAGGCACUGCGGACACCAAAGUGGAGGCCGAGCAGCAGGCAGCACUCUCUGCCCUGUGCUACAUCCGCAGUCAGCUGCAGAGCCCAGAGCCCCUCGAGAGCCUCCGCCAGCCUCCGCUCACCGCCCCAAGUGCAGAGAACACCCUGUCCCAUGAGCAGCGCUGUGCAGCCGUGGUCAGUGCUGGCUUGGACCGCCUGCUGGGCAAAGACUCACCCUACCGGGACUGCGUGGGGACAGUGGCCGCAGUCAUCCUGGAGCGUGAGCUCCCGGGUGCCAAAGGCCACACCAAGGAGAUCUAUGAGCUGGUGGCACUGGGCACAGGAAGUGGCACCUGUGCCAGCUGGCUGGAGUUCUCGGGCCGGCAGUUGCACGACUGUCACGGUCUGGUCAUCGCCCGCCGGGCCCUGAUAAGGUUCUUCUUCCGGCAGCUGCUGCUGGCCACGAAGGGAGGCCCCGAAGGCAACGAGCGCUCUGUGCUGGCCCCCCAGCCUGGGCCCGGGCCCCCCUUUGCCCUCAAGCCCCAGAUCUUCCUGCACCUGUACGUCAGCAACACUCCCAAGGGAGCAGCCCACGACAUCUCCCUCCCGCUGUCCUCGGAAGAUGGUCUGCCCAGCUCCUCCUUCCGCCUCCAGGCCCACAUUGGCCGGCAGUUGAAGCCGGUGUCCUAUGUGGCACACACGCUCCGCCACACGCACGUGGGCUGCCUGUCGGCCAGCGACAAGCUGGCGCGCUGGGCAGUGCUGGGGCUGGGCGGCGCCCUGCUAGCCCACUUCCUGCCACCGCUCUAUGCCACCAGUCUCGUCCUGGCUGACCCCUGCCACGACCCCCCGACUCUGAGCAGGGCCAUUCACGACCGGCCCCACCUAGACAGCACCUCAGGGUCCUGCCUGCCGCCUCCCUACGUCCGCACCACCCUGCACCUAUUUUCAGGCCCCUCCGUGGCCCCCUCCAACCCUGUCUCCAACACCUCCCCCGGCCUGAGCCUCAACUGGAGCCUGGGGGACCCCGACGUGGAAGUUGUGGAUGUGGCUACUGGCCACGUGCAGGCCAAGGCCACCCCGGGGCCUCCUUCCCGCCUCUGUAAGGCCGCCUUCCUGAGGGCCUUCCGCCAGGCUGCUGAUGCUCUGGGCAAGCCCCAUCUCCUGGCCCUGAAGACCUACGAGGCUGCCAAGGUUGGACCCUACCAGGAGGCUCGCCAGCAGCUGUCCUUCCUCCUGGACCAGCAGGGCCUGGGCUCUUGGCCCUCCAAGCUACUGUUAAUGGGGAGCCAGAGUCCAGUUGGUGUGGGAGGCGAGUCUUUCACCCCUCUUUGAGAAGCCUCACGUCUG
This is a messenger RNA of Fukomys damarensis (Damara mole-rat), 1578 nucleotides long. RefSeq names its product adenosine deaminase domain containing 2 (gene Adad2). Gene Ontology annotation, cellular component: cytoplasm; nucleolus. Gene Ontology annotation, biological process: RNA processing; adenosine to inosine editing. The record is from RefSeq and is a predicted model, not a curated record. The coding region runs from base 1 to 1563 and encodes 520 amino acids. Gene Ontology annotation, molecular function: tRNA-specific adenosine deaminase activity; double-stranded RNA binding; double-stranded RNA adenosine deaminase activity. The transcript has 11 exons. NCBI's taxonomy places the organism in Eukaryota, Metazoa, Chordata, Mammalia, Rodentia, Bathyergidae.